Messenger RNA from Pipistrellus nathusii (Nathusius's pipistrelle), 369 nucleotides. Lineage: Eukaryota; Metazoa; Chordata; Mammalia; Chiroptera; Vespertilionidae. The record is from the annotation of a GenBank genome assembly.
AUGGUUGGGACCUGGCUGGACCAGAUCCAGGGUUUUGGGCAGCACCUUCCGUUUGCCUUGUUGGAGGUAGAGCAGGCCUUGGUGCCCAUCAAGUCCCCUGCAUCACACCUGUUGGGCCAAACCCAAAAUCUAGAGCUGGAGCAUCUUGAGCCCACCGAGGCAACUCACCAAGGACCAAACCCAGAGCUCCAGAGCUCUCCAGAGCCAGAGGAAGGGCCUGCUCAGGGACCAGAGUCUGGUCCAGCCAUUCGCACUACCAUGGCGUGGCCUGGCCUGAGGCAGUACAUGAGGCCAUUAAGGAGACAGAUGCUGACGGUGCUGGAAGCCUUUUCUGCUGCUGUCAUGACAGUUCUAGGCGAUUAUCUUUAA